AUGGCCUAUAGGGUCCUGGGCCGCGCGGGGCCACCUCAGCCGCGGAGGGCGCGCAGGCUGCUUUUCGCCUUUACUCUGUCGCUCUCCUGCACUUACCUGUGUUACAAUCUCCUGUGCUGCUGCGACCACGACCUCGGUCGGAGUCGCCUCCUGGGCGCGCCCCGCUGCCUCCGCGGCUCUAGCUCGGACAGCCAGAAACUUCUCCAGAAGUCCCGCCCCUGCGAUCCCCCGGGGCCGACGCUGAGCGCACCUGCUGCCGCCGUGCCCGCCCCGCGCCUCCCGGCUUCCAAUCUCUCCGGUUCGCCGAGGCUGGGCACCAAGCGGCUGCCCCAGGCCCUCAUUGUGGGCGUGAAGAAGGGAGGCACGCGCGCCGUGCUGGAGUUUAUUCGCGUGCACCCGGACGUGAGGGCCUUGGGCACGGAGCCCCACUUCUUCGAUAGGAACUACGGACGCGGGCUGGACUGGUACAGGAGCCUGAUGCCCAGAACCCUGGAGAGCCAGAUCACACUGGAGAAGACCCCCAGCUAUUUCGUCACUCAAGAGGCCCCUCGUCGGAUCUUCAACAUGUCCCGAGACACCAAGCUGAUUGUGGUGGUGCGGAACCCUGUAACCCGCGCCAUCUCGGAUUACACCCAGACGCUGUCCAAGAAGCCCGACAUCCCCACCUUCGAGGGCCUGUCCUUCCGGAACCGCACACUAGGCCUGGUGGACGUGUCAUGGAACGCCAUCCGCAUCGGCCUGUAUGUGCUGCACCUGGAGAGCUGGCUGCAGUACUUCCCCCUGGCUCAGAUCCACUUUGUCAGUGGCGAGCGGCUUAUCACUGACCCCGCUGGUGAGAUGGGGCGGGUCCAGGACUUCCUUGGCAUUAAGAGGUUCAUUACGGACAAGCACUUCUACUUCAACAAGACCAAAGGGUUCCCUUGCUUAAAAAAAACAGAAUCGAGCCUCCUACCUCGAUGUCUGGGAAAAUCAAAGGGCAGAACUCAUGUACAGAUUGAUCCUGAGGUGAUAGACCAGCUUCGGGAAUUUUACAGACCUUAUAACAUUAAGUUUUAUGAAACUGUUGGGCAGGACUUCAGGUGGGAAUAA
Molecule: messenger RNA, 1089 nt
Organism: Pteronotus mesoamericanus
Lineage: Eukaryota; Metazoa; Chordata; Mammalia; Chiroptera; Mormoopidae
Gene: HS3ST2
Product: heparan sulfate-glucosamine 3-sulfotransferase 2
Exons: 2
Coding region: 1-1089 (362 amino acids)
Molecular function (GO): [heparan sulfate]-glucosamine 3-sulfotransferase activity
Source: RefSeq, a predicted model, not a curated record